AUGAAUUACCAAAGAAAUAUAUGGAAAGUUAUUUAACUGUUACAUAUAUAUAAUGAAAAAUUACAUACUGGGAAGAUAUAUUUACAAAUUAAAAUUAUAGCCCAAUAUUCUAAACUACAAAAAUAUGAACAUUCCUAUCCUCGAAAAACUAAGUUAAGGAAAAGCCUAAAAAAUACAAAGAUUAAUGGAUAAGGACAAACCACCUCCUAUGAUGGGUUAACUCAUUAAUUCAUCCAGAAAUCUUCUUGGGAACUGCUUUAAAAUUUAUGGAAGCCGAAUAAAUUCCAAAUAAAAAAUAGAUUAGAUGGACAUGAUUUUGCCCAUUAUCAAAAAUGA
Paramecium octaurelia is the source of this 336-nucleotide messenger RNA. The record is from the annotation of a GenBank genome assembly. Lineage: Eukaryota; Ciliophora; Oligohymenophorea; Peniculida; Parameciidae.